Molecule: messenger RNA, 2649 nt
Organism: Nerophis lumbriciformis (worm pipefish)
Lineage: Eukaryota; Metazoa; Chordata; Actinopteri; Syngnathiformes; Syngnathidae
Product: dual specificity mitogen-activated protein kinase kinase 5-like
Biological process (GO): MAPK cascade; protein phosphorylation
Molecular function (GO): ATP binding; MAP kinase kinase activity; protein binding
Source: RefSeq, a predicted model, not a curated record
UAUGGUUUCCUUCCCUUCACAUCCAUGAGCUAACAACACUGAUAACACACGAUAAUACUUUUUUUACAUGGUUUCUUUCACUUUUUAUGAAUUCGUGGCGUGAUUCGGACUCCCGCACAGUUGCUGUCACUGUCCUUUUAAGCCUUUAACUGACUUAAGUCCACGUGUAUGGACUGAACAGAAUGCUAGCAUGUGUUAGCACACCACGGCAGGAAGUGAUCUGUUUAGCUCCGGCAGGUGUAGUGAUGAAGUCUAUUUUAUCGUCUUCAUACUAAUGAUCUUAUUUACUAACAUCUUUGUAAUGGAUACUGAGGGAAUAGUCAUUCGAAUAAAAACUCCUUUAGGGGACAUGGAUUCUUCCGUCGACUGCCCAUCGCUCCUAAACUUCAGUGACUUACUGGUAGCUAUCAGGGAUGUUAUGCCAGAAGCCACCGUCACUGCUUUUGAAUAUGAAGAUGAAGUUGGUGACAGAAUCACUGUAAGAAGUGAUGAGGAGCUAAAAGCCAUGUUGUCAUAUUACUGCAGCACAAUGAAUGAACAGCGCAUGAAUGGACAGCUGCCAGAUCCUCUACAGAUAUUUCCACGAGCCGGCAAGACUCCAGGGAUCCGGAACAUACAUGGCCUGAAGGUGAAUACACGGCCUAACCCAGGCAAUGACUGCACACAUGGUUUCACAGACCCUAUGACCAACAACAGCUUAAAGCAAUCGUCUGCUGAGCUGAAGCGUAUCCUAACAAAUGGACAAAUAAAUGCCCAAGAUAUUCAAUAUCAAGAGCAGCUUGGGCAAGGAAAUGGAGGAACGGUCUACAAAGCAUAUCAUCUACUUGGCAAGAGGGUUUUAGCUGUCAAGGUAAUUCCUCUUGACAUUACUGUGGAGCUACAGAAGCAGAUCAUGUCAGAGUUAGAAAUUCUCUACAAGUGUGACUCACCCUACAUCAUCACUUUCUUCAGUGCUUUUUUUGUGGAGAACCGGAUAUCCAUAUGCACAGAAUAUAUGGACGGUGGUUCACUUGAUGUGUACAAAAGAAUCCCUGAGCAUGUCCUAGGGAGGAUUGCUGUGGCAGUAGUGAAAGGCCUAACGUAUCUGUGGAGCCUAAAGAUACUUCACAGGGAUGUCAAGCCCUCCAAUAUGCUGGUGAACACCCGAGGACAAGUGAAGCUCUGUGACUUUGGUGUCAGCACUCAGUUGGUGAAUUCUAUUGCCAAAACAUAUGUGGGAACAAAUGCAUACAUGGCGCCAGAACGGAUAUCAGGGGAACAGUAUGGUAUCCAUGCAGAUGUUUGGAGUGUUGGAAUCUCUUUCAUGGAGCUGGCCCUAGGCAUGUUCCCAUAUCCACAGAUUCAGAAAAACCAAGGCUCUUUAAUGCCUCUUCAGCUACUACAAUGCAUCGUUGAUGAGGAUCCUCCAGUUCUGCCUGCUGGACAGUUCAGCGAGAUGUUUGUUCACUUCAUCACACAAUGUAUGAGACGACAGCCCAAAGAGAGACCUGCACCCAAUAACUUAAUGGAUCAUUCCUUCAUUGUACAAUACAAUGAUGGAAAUGCAGAGGUUGUGUCCAUGUGGGUUUGUUGCUGUUUGGAAGAGAGACGAGCGCAGCAGGCUGAAGGUCGUAACUUACGCCAUGAUGGACCAUGAUAUUUUGAGCCAAGCUCUUGAACCCCGAGAGGCUUCAAGGUCAUGUACUCUAUUUCCAUAUGCACUCUGAAAAUGACCCAACACACACGGAUGGAAAUCACGACAUACUUGAGACUUGGUGCAUCACUUUUGCGCAGUGGCAAGAGCUCACAUCCUUUGGAUCGCUUCCUAGGCUUUGAAUUUGGAGUGGAGACCCCUCCGGCAACGGUCUUCUUCUGCAGGAAAGGUGAAAAGAGAUCAAUGAAGGUAGCAUCAACAUUUAUGAUCACAAUAUGCUGACACUGUUUGUGGUGUUGUCUUAGAAAAGUGUCUUGGCAACCCAUUAAGUGAAUGUUCAAGUGCUUGCUUGUGACGAGGUCAUUCCCUUGCCCAUGUUACCAGUGGUGUCAUCGAUUGCUUCAGAUCAUGUCUGGAGUAGCAAGAUUUUAGGACUAAAUACAGGCGGUCCUCGUUUGAUGUUACCACGUUUUGUGAAAUGAUCUUCUACUUAGUAAUAGGUAAGCAGGGUAGUGGUAUCGUUAUUGAGGCGUUCUCAUUCCAAUAAGCCUUUCUCUCCCUCCUCCCAUUCCAGUUUUCUCUCUUUUACUGUUUCAUUUAAUUCCUGUAUUCUAUGUAUUCUUUUUAUGACUGUAUUUUAUGUGUAUUAAUUUAGGUCUAGGUUCCCAUCGCUAUCAUUGAAACGGAACUCGUGCAUUGCCCGAGGAUCCCCUGUAUAGCCAUUUACAAAAAAAAUGUUUAGCCCCAUUUGUUAGUGACAAACUUUGCUUUCUACCAAAGAAAGGGUUUUCAGCCCCAGACCCAAAUUAUUUUGUUACUCAUCCCAAUAAUCAUAUAUGGCCAUAACAUUGACCCAUGCUCCUAAAAUUAUAUAACAAACAGCCGACAUGGAUUUAUUAUAAGAUGAAAAUAUAAGCCUUUAGCCAAGAAUUGUAUGUCUGUUUGACAUUCGGGAAAACAACUUAAAUAAAUUUACCCUUGACAAUCAGAGACCAAAUAAAGAUUUAUCUAGCUCA